Messenger RNA from Torulaspora globosa, 1032 nucleotides. RefSeq names its product SDR family oxidoreductase. Bases 1 to 1032 code for a protein of 343 amino acids. The record is from RefSeq and is a predicted model, not a curated record. Gene Ontology annotation, molecular function: oxidoreductase activity, acting on the CH-OH group of donors, NAD or NADP as acceptor. The transcript has a single exon. NCBI's taxonomy places the organism in Eukaryota, Fungi, Ascomycota, Saccharomycetes, Saccharomycetales, Saccharomycetaceae.
AUGUCUGUUUUAAUUUCCGGUGCUACAGGUUUUAUUGCUCAACAUAUCGUUAACGACUUGCUGAAGCAGAAUUACAAGGUUAUAGGUACCGUCAGGUCCCAAGAGAAAGCUGAUAAGCUGAAGAAGCAAUUCGGAAAUAACCCCAAUCUGACUUUGGAGCUUGUGGCCGACAUCGCUGCACCAAACGCCUUCGACCAUGUUUUGGAGAAGCAUGGUGCAGACGUGAAGGUCGUCUUGCAUACGGCUUCUCCCUUCUUUGUCAAUUCAACGGAGUACGAAAAGGAUCUGUUGACACCUGCUGUGAACGGUACCAAAAGCAUCCUUGAGUCGAUCAAAAAAUAUGCUGCCGAUUCUGUUGAGCGUGUGGUUGUGACUUCAUCGUUCGCAGCCAUGCUGAACCUUGAGAAGAACGGAGAUGAAUCUGUCGUGUAUACUGAGGAAUCCUGGAACCCUGCCACCUGGGAAAGCUGUCAAGUUAAUGGGACGAGCGCUUAUUGUGGUUCCAAGAAGCUAGCAGAAGCGGCAGCUUGGGAGUUUUUGCGCGAGAAUAGACAAGCUGUGAAGUUUCAGCUAAGCACUGUUAACCCUGUGUAUGUUUUCGGUCCUCAACUGUUUGACGAAGACGUGAAGGAUACCUUGAACACUUCUUGUGAGUUUAUCAAUGCCUUGAUCCACAACAAGCCAGAGGCCAAGCAAAUGCAGGAAUUCCGCGCCUUUUAUAUUGACGUGAGAGAUGUCUCGAAAGCUCAUCUCAUAGCCUUCCAAAAGAAGGAAGCCAUUGGGAAAAGAUUGCUGUUGACUAACGGCCAAUUCGCGUAUCAGGAUUUGGAGGAUAUUGUCAAUGAAGACUUCCCCCAACUGAAGGGUAAAAUCCUAGUUGGCAAUCCUGGAUCAGGCAAAGAGGCCUAUAAAACCAUGGAUAGUAUCGAUAAUACCAAGACUAGGGAGAUACUUGGUUAUCCUUUUAGAUCGUUGAAGGAAACCGUCGAUGACACGGCCGCGCAAAUCUUGAAGAAGGACGGAAACCUCUAG